AUGCCAACAGUAGAAGAAUUAAAGGAAACUCGUAAACAAACGAAAUCGGCAGUAACGCGUUUUGAAUCAUUUCUAGACAAAUUUGAGGCAAAUAACAUCAAUUAUCUACUGUUGGAAGAACGAUUAAUAAAUUAUAAGCCAUUAUUAAAACAGUUUGAGGAAGUACAAUCAAAAAUUGAAAUUUUACGUCAAUCUGACGAAGAAGCAGAUGUUCGUGAAGCAUUUGAAGAUAGGUAUUAUGAAUUAUUAGUUAGAGCACGAAAAAUUAUUGAACUAAAAACAAAACCCGGUGCACGAACUCCGGAGACCGAAGCUCCUAAUCAAACGCAAAAUUCUAGUAAUAUCGCCGUACAGUUACCGAUAAUUAAUCUGCCUAAAUUCAGCGGCGAAUAUACAGAGUGGACGACAUUUUACGACAGUUUCAUUUCUCUUAUUCACGAAAAUAGUAGUCUUUCUAAUAUUCAAAAAUUCCACUAUCUAAAGGGUUGCCUGUUAGGAGAUGCAAAACGUACCAUAGAUUUAUUACCGAUUUCGGCCGAAAGUUACCAAUCCGCAUGGAACCUUUUAACUGACCGUUACAAAAAUAAAAGACUUAUUGUACAAAACCAUAUUCACGCGAUUUUUAAUCUACAACCAAUGAACAAGUCACCCAGUUCCUUAAGGGAAUUAUUAGACGGUAUAAGUACGCACUUAGCGGCUUUAACAACACAAAAUGUGGACGUAACGUCAUGGGAUGUCUUAUUAAUAUAUCUAACAACAACAAAAUUUGAUUUUUUAACUAAACGCGAAUGGGAGUCACGUUUAAAGGCCAACGAAUUACCGACGUGGAAACAAAUGGUCGAAUUUUUAAAACAACGAUGUUUAACACUAGAAUCAAUGGAAUUCAAUUUAAGUAACCAUAACGUGAACUCUGCACCUUUAAAGAAAACACAGAAUGCAGAAGUUCCUGUAAGGAAAAACUAUCAAUUUGUUAAUAAUCAAAAUACAAUCGCGUGCGUUAUGUGUAAAGGCCAUCACAAUUUAUUCCACUGUCCCAAAUUCCUCGAACUCAGCAUAAACGAGCGCAUUGAGCACGUUAAAAGAUGGAAAAUAUGCUUCAAUUGUUUAAAAGGUGGUCAUGAUUCAAGAACUUGCCGGUCUAUGACGUGCAAGAUAUGUUCAAACCGACACAAUUCGUUACUACAUCAAUCAAGAGGUCCAAAUUAUAAUAAUCAGAGUCAGACUGCAAACCUUAGCAUAAACAAUUAUCAAUUAAAUUCUAAUGUUCAAGUAAUUUUGUCAACAGCAUUGGUUCAGUGUUCAGACUCAAAUGGAAAGGUUUACACCUGUAGAGCGUUGCUUGAUCAAGGAUCGCAACAACAUUUAAUUACGGAAGAAAUGUGUAAAAGAUUAAACUUAACUACAAAAUCUGUGCAUGCAGGCAUAAGUUCGGUUUGUGGUAGUUACAAUGAAAUUAAACAUUCUACUACGCUUCACUUUAAAUCAUUGCACGAUAAUUAUACCGAAAAAAUUGCAUGUUUGGUAGUCCCCAAUAUAAAUCGAAAUUAUCCCAUAGAUACGUUCGACAAAUCCGAGAUUCCGGUUCCCCAAAAUUUAAAUUUAGCAGAUCCUAAUUACAACAUUUCAAGUCCUAUUGAUAUUUUAAUUGGCGCGGCUUUGUUUUGGGAACUACUUCGAGACGGACGGAUGAAAUUGUCGAACGAACAGACUUUUCUUCAUAACACAUGUUUGGGGUGGAUAUUGGGUGGACCAUUUACAGCGGCAGCAAUCCAGAUUAAUAGUAUAUUUUGCGGUAAUUUAAACACCUGUGCAUUAGAACAUUUAGACAAACAAGUAACAAAAUUUUGGGAGGUCGAAAAUUAUGACAACCGUAUCGAAAACUUAAGUUCUGAAGAUCAGUUGUGCGAAAAUUUAUUCGUAAAACAACACAGCAGAGAUCCCAAUGGGAAAUUUAUUGUGCGCUUACCAUUCAAGGCAAAUCCUCCCAAUUUAGGUUCUACAAAGGAAAUAGCGUACAAGCGAUUUAGGUCUCUCGAAAAGAAAUUUGAAAACAAUUAUGAAUUUAGGAAUCAAUAUUGCACUUUCAUGGCCGAUUACAUUGCACUUAAUCAUAUGCAACUGGCAACAGAUCAAAAUAUUCACGAAGGUUGUUUCCUGCCGCAUCACGGUGUGAUUAAGGAUUCGAGCCUAACGACAAAAGUACGAGCCGUUUUUGAUGCCAGCACAAAGUCGUCAUCCGGAUUUAGUCUCAAUGAUUAUCUACUACCGGGACAAAAUCUUCAAACCGAUAUAUUUUCAUUAUUGGUGAGGUCCAGACAAUACCAGUUUGUGCUAUCUGCUGAUAUUGUAAAAAUGUUUCGGCAAAUUUGGGUGGCACCAGACGACUGGAAAUAUCAAAAAGUUUUAUGGCGUUCAAAUCUAGACGAACCCAUACGGAUAUAUUGCUUGAAAACAGUGUCAUAUGGCAUGGCUUGUGCGCCUUAUUUAGCCAUGCGAUGUUUGCGACAAUUAGCAGUAGAAACCGCGGACUCUUAUCCACACGCUAGUAGGGUCAUUUUGGAAGACUUUUACAUGGAUGAUCUUCUAACGGGUACAAAUGACGAAACCGAAGCAAUCACACUUCGCGAUAAUUUAAUAAAUAUUUUAGGUAGUGGCGGUUUCGAAAUCACAAAGUGGGCUUCUAAUAAUGACGCUCUUCUGCCACAGUGUCACAGUGACAACACUGCACUCGUGCGUUUAGAUGAAAAUAUGCAAACAAAAACGUUAGGCCUAAGUUGGGAUUGUGCGAAUGAUAAUUUAAAAUAUGACUUCAAACUACAACAUCCAAUUAAAAUUACUAAACGAUCCGUUCUAAGCACAAUAGCCACGGUGUAUGACCCCAUAGGCAUCUUAGGUCCUGUCCUAGUGUCAGCAAAAUUAAUAUUACAAAAAUUAUGGCAAUUACAAUCCGACUGGGAUGACGAAUUGCCACCUGAACUAAGUAAACAAUUUGAGCACUUUCUCGCUGAACUACAGCAUGUAAAUGAAAUUCAAAUUCCUCGGAAGGUAGUUGCAGAUUAUCCGUAUCAAAAAAUACAAAUUCACGGAUUUAGCGACGCGAGUACAAAGGCCUACGGGGCGGCAGUUUAUAUAAGAACGACUGAUAUAUCAAAUUCGCAUACUGUGAAACUUCUUUGUUCGAAGACACGAGUUGCUCCAAUUAAACAAAUUACCCUACCUAGGUUAGAAUUAUGCGCCGCUACUUUACUUGCCAAAUUAAUGUCUAAAGUCAAAAAUGCGAUGAAAAUUAAUUUUGACGACUGUUACUUAUGGAGCGAUUCAACAAUUGCAUUAUCUUGGAUAGCGGCAUCACCAAAUCGUUGGCAAACAUUUGUUGCUAACCGUGUGUCAGAAAUUCAAACUCUUACUAAUAAUUGUAAAUGGCGUCAUGUAAUCAGCAACGAAAAUCCCGCAGAUAUAAUUUCAAGAGGAAUGGACCCAAUUUGGAAGUUCGCCAAAGAGCGCGAAAGCACGACGUAUCUGAAUCACAACUGCUGGAUAUUUGCUAAGUAUAGGAGUAGAAACGUGGUGACCACCUCUACAAGCCAUCGGCUUUGCGGCAUUACACGUGUGACGUCACCGUCUACCAUGAAACGACCAUCGCGUUUGCCUCUAGUUAUGGUCACUUUAGUGCCAAAAACGCACCAGACGCAUUUAUUUUCUCCGCAGCAGAAAUUUCCGGUGCGGCUAGGCAACCCACCAUACACCACUGCAGGAAUCGACGCCGUUAUUAUAAUGCGGAUUGUCAGGGAAUGCGAGCUUAAAGUUCGUCUAAUGAAAUCUAAAUUUCCCGGAAAAGCUCUGGAUGUCACAGCUGGCGUUGCGUAUGCUGAGAUAUGUGAAAGUUGGGGUUUGAUUACGUCAUGGUGGUUCGGGGGUGUUUUUUGA
Molecule: messenger RNA, 3927 nt
Organism: Zophobas morio
Lineage: Eukaryota; Metazoa; Arthropoda; Insecta; Coleoptera; Tenebrionidae
Exons: 4
Coding region: 1-3927 (1308 amino acids)
Source: RefSeq, a predicted model, not a curated record